UGCGCGCGGCGUGCGCCGUCACCAUGGUAACCGCGGAAGGCUGGUCCCGGGGAGCGGUAUUUUUGGAAUUAAUGGAGUCAGAAGGACCCCCAGAGUCAGAGAGUUCAGAAAAAUCAAUAUUUUUCUCACAGCAAGAAGAAGAGGAAGAAGAAGUUGAUGAAGAAGAAGAUGAAGAAGCCAAGGAACCAGAGGAAGCUGGCACCGUUAAUCCCCUCUUACAACCUGCGCUCACAGGGGAUGUAGAAGGUUUGCAGAAGAUUUUUGAGGAUCCUGAGAACCCUCACCAUGAACAGGCCAUGCAGCUGCUCUUGCAGGAAGACAUCGUUGGAAGAAAUUUGUUGUAUGCAGCUUGCAUGGCUGGGCAAAGUGAUGUGAUUAGAGCUUUGGCAAAAUAUGGUGUGAAUCUGAAUGAAAAAACCGCCAGAGGUUACACACUUUUACACUGUGCCGCAGCCUGGGGUCGUUUGGAAACAUUGAAAGUGCUGGUGGAACUGGGUGUUGACAUAGAAGCUCUGAACUUCCGGGAGGAAAGAGCUCGAGAUGUUGCUGCUCGGUACUCCCAGACUGAGUGUGUUGAAUUCCUGAACUGGGCAGAGGCAAGGCUGGAGUUGAAAAAAUAUAUUGCAAAGGUCUCUGCAACUGUUACAGACACAGAAAAGGGACCAGGGAAGCUCUUUAAGGAAGACAAGAAUACUGUCCUCAAUGCAUGCCGUGUGAAAAAUGAGUGGUUGGAAACCCACCUGGAAGCUUCCAUUAAGGAGGUUUUUGAGCAGAAACAGCAACUGGAGGAUAUUGUGACUCCUAUCUUCACAAAAAUGGCUACACCACGUCAAGGGAGAAGUGCCAAAUCUAUAUUCUAAGCCAUGGUCAGAAAAGAAGUCAAGAUCAUACCUUCUACUGAACAUAUAUUUUAUAAAAGACCACAUUUUUCUUCUAUUAUUUUUAAAGGCAAACCUAUUCAUGCCGACAAAAGUUAAUAAAACAGAUGUGGGGUUUUAUAAAAGUGUUUUAAAUAUGAAAUUAAAUCACCCUUGUUUUGUUUUACUGCAUUCAGCAUGCUUAUGUCUAGACUCUCUGGCCUUGCCUCUGCUCUCACAAAUCAGUUUCAGGUCAGUUCCAGUGCUCCUUCCAGAGAGCACUUGGGUCUGAAUCACUCACAAAGACCAUGUGGAUGCUCUAAGAGCCACUUAGGGAAUCUAACAAUUUUCUGUGUAAUUGAGGAAGGAAAUUUCUAUUCACCUGAGGAAUUCUAUUUAAAAAAAAAAAAGACAUAUUGACUAUUUCCAGAAGAAAAAUUUGUUCUCCUUCUCUCAAAAGGAACGCUAUGGGCUGACACCCUGGAGCAGGGAAAUAUUGAGAGUGGUUUGGUCAGGUCUUCUGCUUAUACAACUGUUAAUCCCUAUGUCCAAUUAAAAUUCACUUUUAAAAUGGGAUAUAGUCUCUUAGUAAAUCUUUUUUUUUUAAUCUUUAACCUUCUUCUGUCUUUAAAUUAAUAAACACAUAUCCACGUAGUUUUAUGUUUAGAUUUCCCCCAUGCUCUAGGUUUGCUUGUGUAGUUAUUAUGACUGGCUCUAUGUCAUUUUUCCUUCUGCUUUAUAGCUCCUGGAUUUUCAAUAUCAUUGUUGGUUUCACAUUGGUGAUUUGGAAUGUCCUUUUUAUCUAGUUUCUCUAGAGAUUCCCUGAACCUUCUACUACUCUGUGACUUUCUGAGAAAGUUUUAUAGAAAGAAAACGCUUCUCUUCUUUGUCCCACCCUGAAAGCUAGUUUUUCAUUCUAGAGGGGAAGGAAAAGACAUGAGCGAUUCAGUCAUUCCUUGUCAGUUGACGUUUUCUCAACCAUGGUUUUGAGGUAGCACUGUUCUGAACUUGUCUCACAAAGUUUAAAGUUUUGAGAUCUUUUUUUUUUUUCUAAUCUAUUAGCAAUUCAGUUUCAGUUUCCUGAAGCAGAAGAACAGAGCAAUAACCGUCACUCCCCUCUCUGGUAAAUCCAGUGGGUGUCUGUGGAGCAGUGCAGAGGAAGAGACCUGCAUUUGCUCCAUUCUCUUAAUGUUGUAUGUUGUGAGAAGUCCACUGUCUUUAAGUGCUGCAAUAAUUAGGGACAAGGCCAGGUGCUGUUUUUGUUGUUUCUACUGUAAUUCUGCAUUUUCUGAGCCUUGAUCUUGAAGGUGACAUUGCUUUCCAGGCAUGUGGUCCUGGUGAUUAAUUAGGGAAGGAGUUCUGAAUCUCACUUCAGAGAUUCCUAGGUAAGACGAAGGCACUUCUGGAGAUUCCAAGUAGAAAAUAAACCUCUCUCCCUGUUAUUCAUGGUUAAGUCUUUUUUUUCUUAAACUUUGUGCAGCUUUUGGUAUAUUUGCUAAUGCUGCCUUCUUGAAACUCGUAUUGGUACUUUUAUGUCAUCAUGGUUCCUUGACUUUCUUACAAGCUAUUUUUCUAACUCUUUCCAUCAGCUGCUAUGAAUAUGUUUGUGUCACCCCACCCCCACCCCACACCCCCAAAUUCGUAUUUUGAAGCCUAAUGCCCAGUGUGAGUGUAAUAGGAGGUGGAGCCUUUGCAGAUGAUUAGGUCAUGAGGGCUGCGCUCUCAGGAAUGGGAUUAGGCCCUGAGAAAAGGGGCCCUAGAUAGUCCCCUUGCUCCUCCCACCAUAGGAGGGCACAGCAAAAAGACAGCCAUCUAGGAGGCAGACGCUCACCAGACAGUGAAUCCACCGGCGCUAUGAUCAGGGACUUCCCAGCCUCCAGAACUGUAAGAAAUAGAUGUCUGUUGUUUGUAGAGUACUUGGUUUAUGGUGUUUUUGUUACAGCAACCUGAAUGGUCUAAGACACCAGCUGCUCCUUUUCAUCUUGCCUCCAGCUAUGGGAACUUUUCAGGAGUCAAUCCUGUCAUCUAAUUUUAUAUGUCAGUUGUAACUCAAUGAAGCUGAUUAAAAAGUCAGUCCUGACCCUUGGUGAAGCAAUCUGUAAUUCUGCGCCCCGUGACCUCUGUCCCCAGUGUCAGGAAGAACUUAGUCCCUCCUCCUUUGGGGCACCCGUAGGGUUAUCUGUAUUCUAGUUGGUCGUUCACGUGUUUGCCUCCCCAUGUGCACUAUGAGCUUUUUGAGGGUAGGGGCUUUGUCCUGUUUUCCUUCAUACCUAAAGAGCCUAUAACAUAGUUAAGUAAGCAAAUAAUAGUUGAGUGAAUUCUUUUUUGGUUCAACCAUAUUAAUAGAAUUCACUAGUUUUCAUUCAUUUGUGGAGCUUGUUCAUCUUCAUAAAAACAACUCCUGAAUUCUUAUCUCCAUAUUUUGCUUGUGCCGGUGCCCCAUUUCCACUCCUGCUCCUCCCGAAGACAAGCCACACGCACAUCCAGGAUUCUGAUUGUGUAUCUAGUUUCUUCUCUAAUCUUCUGUUUUCUAACCUUCAUCUUGAAUGCGGUAUUACGUUAUAGGCAUGUGAACCUGGUGAUUACCAAGGAAUUCCUAGAUCUCACUUCAAAGAUUUCAUUGAUGUGAGGGUCUGAAUAUACAUGCGUAUCUACAGAUCUAUUACUUUAGUAUGUUUUGAGAGAUCUUGUGACCUACUGUUGCAUUGAAUUGUAGGUGUAGUCACAGGAGUGUUAAAUGCCCUUAUGCUUUGAGUUGAGCUGUUAUACAGGUAGCUGCAUGACUUUUUCUGAGUAAUUCGUGGAGUAAAUAUUACUUCAGUGUGCAUACUAGUCAAUUAAAUCACAUCAUUUGAGAGGUAGUCAAGCAAAGACUACAUUAAGUGUUAUGAUAACUUCUAGACAGUGGUUCCUUAGGUUUUUGUAUUUCAUGGAUUGGAAGAAUGUAAAAAAAUAAAGGGAGGAGAUUGUUAUGACACCAUUAAGAAAACAACUAAUAUCUGCUACCACCAUCAUUUAAUGAAAUAAAAGACAAUUUAAUACCAGAAAAGAAGGGAAGAUAUGAGCUCAGUAUAAGGCUCUACCCUUUAAGUUGAAUAAUUAAGUUUUAUUAUAGACUUCUGUGUUUUUCAUUUUGCCAUAUAUGAUGGAGCUUCUGUCAUGAAUCACAGCUGACCUAAAGUCCAGCCUUUGGGAACUACUGCCCUAGACUAAGCCAAGGCCGGCAGACUGCCAUCUAGGUUAACACGAUGCCCCGAGUUGCAAACGGCUGACAGUCCGCCCAGUGUUUAGUCUAACAUGUGACAGAUUGUGUUUUCCAAGAUGGCCACGUCUCCCAUCCCAAAUGCUCUUCUCACAGUAGGGUCAUGACAUUCCUCACAUAGAGAGGUGGCUCUCUGUUCUCUCCUCUGGAACCUGGGCAGGCCUGUGACUACUGUGGAAGUAAUGCUAUGUGAUUUCCAUAGAUCAUAAGAGAUAAAAGUGAUAGUUUCCACCUAGUGCUCUUGAGAUGCUCGCUCUUGGAAACCAGCCUGUGGAGAGACCCCUGUGGAUGGGAACUGAGGCCUCAGAUCCUCGCCCUGCCUGGCUGGGCCCCAGCCCGCGGUUGUCAGUGAUGUGAGUCUCUUGGAAGCGGACCCUUCAGCCAAGCCACCCACAGCUGAUGCUGUGCGGGGCAGAGACACGCCUCUGUUGAGUCCUUCCAGAAUUGUAGAUUUCAGCCAAAUAAAUGACUCUUGUUGUUUUAAA
Messenger RNA from Camelus dromedarius (Arabian camel), 4604 nucleotides. RefSeq names its product ankyrin repeat domain 45 (gene ANKRD45). Gene Ontology annotation, molecular function: protein binding. NCBI's taxonomy places the organism in Eukaryota, Metazoa, Chordata, Mammalia, Artiodactyla, Camelidae. The record is from RefSeq and is a predicted model, not a curated record. Gene Ontology annotation, cellular component: nucleus. The transcript has 6 exons. Bases 24 to 860 code for a protein of 278 amino acids.